Polychytrium aggregatum is the source of this 2766-nucleotide messenger RNA. Its product is annotated as male sterility protein-domain-containing protein. The transcript has 9 exons. The record is from RefSeq and is a predicted model, not a curated record. Lineage: Eukaryota; Fungi; Chytridiomycota; Chytridiomycetes; Polychytriales. The annotation marks the transcript as partial.
CCCCUUGGCUCCUUGCCAUCUGCCUGUCCCUGUUCCUCGCCGACAGCAUCCCGCUGCCGUUGUCUCUCCUGCCGGCUUGGCUCCGAUAUGGUCAUCAGCACCCACGACUCGGACGACAUACUCGGCAUCGAGGUCCAGCCCAUCGAGUCGAUGGAGGAGGAUGCCGAGAUGGUCGAGGUGUCCGCAGUCGAGCCCGAACCUGUUCAGCCCGAACCAGCUCUGCCCGCCGACCCCUUCGACCCUUGGGUCCAUCCGGUCGAAGCCUUCAUCCGGAUGGCCCGCGACGAGCCCGAUGCCCUCUGCAUCAACACCUAUGAGAGCGGCGAACACUCGGUCAAGUACAUCCUUCACCACUACACCAAGCCUGGCCGCACCAUAGGAGUAACGUUGGUGGACGGCGGCACUUUCCCGAUGCUCAGCGAGGUCCCUGCUCCAUCGCUCGAGCUCUGUGAGCCACUCGACGACUUUGUCACCAUCCAGUGCACCUCGGGAACGACAGGCAUCCCCAAAUCUUUCAAGUUUGCACACACCGGAGCCAUCACCAUUCGAACUGCGAUCAAUAUUUUGAAGGGGAGAAUCGGCUUGUUCCAACUCCCAUCGUUUGUGGCCACAUCAAGUAUUUUCCUCAGUGCAAUGAACCUUGGAGGAUCUGUGUGGUUUCCAAAGGCGACAUUCAAUACCAUUGAGAAAGCCCAGAUCAUUGCGCGAAUACUGGAUGAAGCUGUGGCCCAUGUGUAUCUGACUACCUCGUUCAUGAAACUUGUCAUCAGCACCGCCGCUUCCCGGAACCCGAACGCCAAAUGGAUGGAAGUUAAGCGCGUUGCAUUAGGCUCCGAAAUUGUUCCAAUGAGUGUCCUUCACCGCACAAGGAUAUACUUUCCAAAUGCACAUCUUAUAUCUGGAUAUGGAUCGAGUGAGACUGGAGCUGUUGGAGCAUAUUCCUAUUUGCAUAUUACAGCCAACAGCCCCAUUCCAGAGAAAUUGGUCUGCAAGCUGGCUAAGCCUGGGGUGCGCUGCCUCCUCUUUGACGAGGAGGGCAAUAUCGUUGAUCAAAAUGUCUCCAACAGCGGGAUCCUGGUCUUUGCCGUCGACCCCGACCAUCCCGUCCGCAACCACCCCGACUUUGUCAACGCCGAUCCAAACGACAGACUGGCCUCCUUUGGCUUCCUCAGCGACGGCUCGCCCCGAGUCUGCACCAUGGACUGGGUCGAGAUGGUCAGCGAGAACGAAUUUACUGUCGUUGGAAGAUUCGACCAGAAGAUCAAGGUCAACGGUGUCUAUGUCGACCUGAACCAUCUCGAGGCCCUGGUCGUCCAGCACCUGAGCCACACCAUCGCCGACUGUGCGUUUGUCCAGACCUCCGAGAAGAAGAUUGUGAUGCUGUAUGUUCUCCAGGCCCGCCCCACGACCCGCACCGAGCCCAGCGACAUCAUCCGGAUGACCCAGGAUCUGCUUGCACUCGUCAACGUCUCCAAGGUGCCGAUCCACAAAUGUUUCCAACUCGACGAGAUCCCCAUGACCGAGAUUGGCAAGCGCGACCUCAAGAAGAUCAAGUGGAUCGCCGAGAACAACGAUCUGCACCAAGGAUCCGUUGUGUAUCCCCGUCUCGCCCCCAGCGAGGCCCCGCUGUUUCGCAUCGCGGCUGCAAUCUCCAGCCUCGGCAGCCAGCUCCUCGGGAUUCCCUCUCUCGACGGCCGCAACUACAGCAUCAGCGGGGCUGGGUUUGACUCGCUGAGUGUUGGCCGCCUGGCCCUCGCAAUCAAGGAAGAGUACGAUGUCGAGAUCUCGCCGAUGAUGCUGCUCUCGAACGGCCUGACGCCCCUCGAUGUCGCCCAGCUGGUGAUUGAUCUCCAAGGCAACCACCCGCUGAUGCCACCGACAGUCGACCUCGACCAGGAGGCCGCCCGGCUCGACGAUGCGAGUGUGACGGCCGAGGGUCUCCCUCCACUUGUCUUUCCCGAGUCGCCUCGCGGCAUCGUCCUGACGGGGGCCACUGGCUUCCUCGGAUCGUUCCUGCUGUACGAGCUGGCUGCCAAGUUCCCUGCUGCCAGGAUCUACUGUCUGGUCCGAGCCGCGAGCGACCAGGCUGCCGUCGACCGCAUCUUUGAGACAGCCAGGAAGCUGAUCCUCAACCCGCAGCAGACGCACUACCUCGUGAACAAUGUCAAGCCGCGACUCGUUGGUGUCUGCGGCGAUCUGUCGCUCGACCAGUGGGGACUGACCAACAAGCGAUGGAAGAAGAUCGGCAAGGAGACCGACAUGGUUGUGCACUGCGGCGCCGAGGUGCACUGGCUCGACGACUAUGAGGCGCUCAAGGGGCCGAAUGUCCUGGGCACGGCGACGGCCCUGCGGCUGGCCACGACCCACCACCUGAAGCCGCUGCACUUCAUCUCGGCGGUCGGGGCGAUUCCCAUGGCACGGGGUGCAAGGACGCCGCUCGAGGAGAGGGUGUAUUCCAACUGGAGCGUCUCUGGCGGGUAUGCACAGACCAAGUGGGUCUCUGAGCAGCUGAUCAACAAGGCACGAUCGAGGGGAGUGCCUGCGACGAUCAUCCGACCAUCGCUGAUUGCAAGCGACAGUGUCUAUGGAGUGUGCCACUCGGACGACUACAUCUGGCAGUACAUCAAGGGGUGCAUCCGCAUCGGGAUCGCUCCCUCCAAUGCCACCCCCGUGACCAUCACCAUGAAUCCAGUCGACCAUGUCGCCAAGGUGGUCGCUGCGAUCGCAGCCUCCGAGGUGGCCCUGCCCAAGUUUGUGUUCCACAUC